AUGGAAGUUGAUUUAGUAAUUCCAUCGAACCAGGUUCGCAUUUAUAUGUGGGAAUUCGCACAGGAUGACAGCAACCUCACCAUUACAAUUGACUUGCAUGAAGAAGAUCCUCAAACAUUCACUGCAAAUUAUUCAAAAGACGAUAACACUCUUAAAUGCACAUUAAAGGGAGCUAAAUACCCAAUUGUCAAUGGUAUCUUGCACAAGGCAACAGAUUCCAUGGACAAGACGAUCGAUGGCAAUACAGUUGUUCUUAAAUUACACAAAGUUGAAAAUGGCAACUGGUCAUACCCAAUUGAGUCACCAGUUGCUGGCGAAUCCGAUAUCGACUUCAACUCAGCAUUCCUCAAAUCCAUCCAGAAUCCAGAAAAGCCAGAAAACCAAGAAAAAAUAAAUAAUCUCGUCAAAGCAGGCUUCAUUCCAGCUAUUAUGUACAACGCAAAGAAAUUAAUUGAUGCCGAAGACAUUGAUAAGGCUGCAGACCUUCUCGAUAACAUUGUUUUCGUAGAACCUUAUUUACCAGCUGUUCUCUUACUCGGUGAAGCCUAUAUGACAAAGAGUCCAGGUAUGGCUGUCCACUGCCUUCAAACAGGCUACAGAUUAGGCAGCAAGAGAGCCGCAAAAUUGUUGGGAGAUCUUUAUUCUCCAGUUUCCGAAUACAAGUCAAACAAAGACGCUGACAUGUCCUUGACCUACUACAGAUACGGAAUCGAAGAUAAGGAUCCUCAAUCAAUGGUUGCUGCCGCUCAACUUAUUGAAUCCGGAUUAGGUCCAAAGACAAACAUUUUAGAACCAGACGAGUUAUACGAAGAAGCCAAAGCUAUCGAUCCUACAAUUGUCAUUCCAAAGAGACACAAGGAAGAGCCAAAACCAGUAGAACAACCAAAACCAGUCGAACAGCCAAAACCAGUAGAACAACCAAAACCAGUAGAACAACCAAAACCAGUAGAACAACCAAAACCAGUCGAACAGCCAAAACCAGUAGAACAACCAACACCAGAACCAGCUCCAGAACCAGAGCCAAAACCAGAGCCACCUGUCGCUCCAGAACCAGAACCAGUCCAUGAAGAACCAGAACCAGAACCUCCAGUUGUUAAAGAAUUAAUUCGUAAUUACCCUUAUCCAGAUGAUGAAUAUCCGACAAUUAAUACAAAAGCAAUGAUUCUCACUGGUAUUGCUGGAGCUGCUGUUUUGGUCGGAGCAAUAAUCAUCAUCGCAAAGAAACUCAUGAAGAAAUAA
This is a messenger RNA of Trichomonas vaginalis G3, 1239 nucleotides long. RefSeq names its product tetratricopeptide repeat domain domain-containing protein. Bases 1 to 1239 code for a protein of 412 amino acids. NCBI's taxonomy places the organism in Eukaryota, Parabasalia, Trichomonadida, Trichomonadidae. The transcript has a single exon. Gene Ontology annotation, molecular function: protein binding. The record is from RefSeq and is a predicted model, not a curated record.